CGGGUACGGCGACCGCCGGGGUCUGGGAAUCUAGCAGAAGCUCCGGGGCGACUCCGGUUUUCGUUCGGUUGCUAGUCGCAGGAUUCGAGCGCUCGAGGGUGGGUCGUCUCGUCGUGGGUGCGUGCGUAUACGUGCGUGUCGUGAAAUACAUACGUGGAGUGCGCGAGCGCGUGAGAAAGCCAGCGAGAUACACGCACACACAUAUACGAGAAAAAAAGGAGAGACGAAUGGUCUCGAGGUAGGAGAAACGCCAGACGGAGAGAAAGGAAGAAAGAAAGGAAGGAACGCCGAAGUCAGCCGCUUGUAAGCCAGAGAGAGACAGAGAGAAAGCGGUGAGGGGGGAGAAGACUCGUCGCGUUGUAUGUAUGCACAUACGUGUGUGUCGCACAGUGCCGUCGAGAAGGAGGAGCGGGAGGCGGAGGAGGAGGAACGAAGCGGCGACCAGUGUUCUCUGUCGAGGCUAAGCGAGGCCUCCGAGGAAAAUAUACUUUAUCGCGCGUCGCUAUCGAUCGCGUUCGUCGCCGUCGUCGUCGGCCACCGUGCCGGAUCUCCUCGUGCACGCCACUCGUGCCGGACGCCACGAAUUCCGCUUUCCUCUCUUUCUCUCUCUCGCGCGUAGCGUAGCUCCCCCCUCAUUCCCGCCCGUCUCUCGCCGUCGCGCGGCGUGACUCCCCGCCCCUCCCACGGUCGCUUGUUGUCCGCCGCCACCUCUUCGCCGCGUGCGCGCGGCCGCUCUCCUCGGGGUGCCGGCUGCCUUCGCUCGCCCGACGGCCCGACGCUCUGCUGUGCGCGCGGGGGGGCGGCGAGAAGGGAGGAAGACGGCGAAGAGCAGUGUGGCGGUGGUGGCGGGACGCGCCGGGAGGAGUACAGGUGCAGGUGCAUGCAUAUAGACGGCGGUAACGACGACGGGCACGUAGGAGAGCGCGAGGUCCCUCGAGCGGGGCGAGGGGGAGGAAGGUGAAGAAGAAGAAGAAGAAGCAGUCGACGGCGGGCGAGCGGAGCGAGAAGAGAAAAGGAGCGGAAGAAGGAGAAAGAAGAGGAGGAGGGGGAGACGGCAGACGUACACGCGAGCGCGUAGCGGCGGAAAGAGUGUAGUCGCGAGCGCGGAGCGCGGCCGACCGACGUUCCUCGUCCUCGUGUGUGCGCGCGGGUCGAAAGUUCUUUUUCCUCGUUACCGUCCUCGCGCGCGUGCAGUGCCGCUCGAUCGACGGGUUUAGCAGAGGUUCCCCCCCCCCCCCCCCCUCGGCACCGUGGCAGGAUGGACGACACCGCGGGCCCGCCGCGAACGUCGGACGUAGCGGCGAUGGGAAGCGAGAGCGCGGACGACGCCGCCGCCGCCUCGAAGAUGCGGACGAUCGACGAUGACGACGCGAGUGCCGCCCCCGCCGCCCCUACCACGGGCGACGCCGCCGUCGAGUGCCGCCGCGAUAACCGGGGCUCGAUAAGGGCCGCGUCCCCGGAACCCGCAGCCGCUGACGCCGCCGCCGCAUCCGCAGCCGCAGCUGCCGCCGGCCCCGCAGCCGGGGUGUGGCUGCGUGGCGCGGCCGCCGACCGGGACGAGAUCACCGUGUGCAUCACGCCGACCACCGGCGGCCAGUUCGAGCUCGCGGUGGACCGCAACGACACCGUGGAGAAUCUCAAAAAGAUCAUCUCCAAGAAGCUGAAGGUCGCCAAGGAGCGCAUCUGCCUGCUGCAUCGCGAGAGGUGA
This is a messenger RNA of Temnothorax curvispinosus, 1708 nucleotides long. RefSeq names its product midnolin homolog. Gene Ontology annotation, cellular component: nucleus. Lineage: Eukaryota; Metazoa; Arthropoda; Insecta; Hymenoptera; Formicidae. The record is from RefSeq and is a predicted model, not a curated record.